UUCGCAUCCGCGCACCUACCUACCUACAUCCUCAAUCCUGCACCUGUGCCCUCUCUCGAGUCCCUUAGAUCCCGUCCGCAAAUGGCCUCAGAUCACGUUAGCUACUAGUCUUAUCAAAUAGGGAUGUUAAUCAGAUCGGAGGCGGUGAAAUGAGGCGCGCAUUCCACCUCGCAGAACACCUACUCCCCCCACACCACCGUCGCUAUCCCACAUCGAGGUCCGUCCGGGGCAGUCUAUGUGGCCACGCCGCGCCCAUCACCACCUUCACCCUCAAGUCGCCAGCCGUCCCCGUCACGCUGCCCGACGGCCUCUCGGAAGCGGAGCUGCUGGCCUUCGCACCCUUCAAUGACUGGCUCCGGACGCUGACGCGCUCGCUGUCGCGGCAGCGCGCGGCGGCCGGGCACCCCUUCGCGGCGGACCCGUACGCGCUGCGCGGGAUCGCGGUGCAGAGCUACGACUGGUUCGGCGGGCGGGGCGGGGCGCGGCGGCUCGGCUUCGUCAAGCUGGCGGCGGACGUGGCGAACGGCGCGGGCGAGGCGCUGGCGGGCGGCGUGCUGCUGCGCGGGCCGAGCGUCGCGGUGCUCGUGGUGCUGGCGCCCGACGACGGCGGCGACGAGCGCUACGCCGUGCUCACGGUGCAGCCGCGCGUCGCCGCCGGCUGCCUCGCCUUCGCCGAGCUGCCCGCCGGCAUGCUGGACGGCGGCGGCAGCGGCAGCGGCGAGCUCGCCGGCGCCGCCGCCCGCGAGAUGCGCGAGGAGCUCGGCCUCGCCAUCCCCGCCGCCGACCUGCGCUGCCUGACCGACAUGGCGCUCGCCGCCGCCACCGCCGCCGACGACGACGACGACGACGACGGGUCCGCGCCCGAGCACGAGCACGAGCACGAGCGCCUCCCCCCCGCCGUCUACCCCUCCCCCGGCGCCUGCGACGAGUACGUCGCCAUCUACGCCCACGAGCGCCGCGUCCCCCGCGCCCAGCUGCGCGAGUGGGCCGGCCGCCUGACCGGCCGCCGCGACGAGGGCGAACGCAUCACGCUGCGGCUCGUGCCCCUGCGGGACCUCUGGCGCGAGGGCGCCCGCGACGCCAAGUGCCUCGCCGCGCUGGCGCUGUGGGAGGGGCUGCGCCGCGAGGGGAGGGUGUGAGGGCCGCGGGUCGCGGAAGUGGGCAGGCAGGUUAGUCAGGCAGGUGAGGAUGUGAGGGAGUAAGGUUGGCGGCUGGCGAAAUCGAAAAGAAAGAUUCGGAUGCCACCCGUCGACCUAGUUACUUU
Molecule: messenger RNA, 1264 nt
Organism: Durotheca rogersii
Lineage: Eukaryota; Fungi; Ascomycota; Sordariomycetes; Xylariales; Xylariaceae
Exons: 2
Coding region: 150-1139 (329 amino acids)
Biological process (GO): nucleoside phosphate metabolic process; ribose phosphate metabolic process
Molecular function (GO): ADP-ribose pyrophosphatase activity; ADP-glucose pyrophosphatase activity
Source: RefSeq, a predicted model, not a curated record